AGAGAGAGAGAGAGAGAGAGAGAGAGAGAGGAAUAGGAACGAGCCGCCAUUAACGAUCCGCCGACGGAGCUCGAGUCAAGAAGGCCGAAGGGGAAGAUGGAGAAGGUGGAGGGAAUGGCGAUGAUGUACGUGGACGAGGAGGAGGUGUGGAAGUGCGCGAAGCACCCGACGCGGCGCCGCCGCAGCGGCAUCUGCCCCAAGUGCCUCCGCGAGAGGCUCGACGGCCUCUGCCCCGACUGCGCCAGCCUCCGCCCCUGCAGCUGCUGCGCCUCCGCCACCUCCUCCUCCUCCUCCUCCUCCUCCUCCUUCUCGCGUUUCUUCGGCGGCGACUCGGGCGGCGGGGGCGGGGGCGGGGGCGGGGGCGGGGGUGGGGCCGUCGGGAAGGUCUCCAACCUCAUCGACUCCGAGCCCUCGUUCCGCCGGUCCCGCUCCGUCGCGGUCUCCUUCUUCCGGUCGAGGUCGAAGUUCGUGAGGGACUUGGACGCCGACAUCGGCAUCGGCGUCGGCGUUGGCGUCGGCGACGGGUACGGCCCACACCAGCGGCCCGCGGAGUCGCCGCACAGGACGCCGUCGUUCUUCGGCCUGUUCAGGAGAGACAAGAGCAGGAGACCCGGAGCUGAGGCUGCGGAGCGCCCGGGCGGGGGCGAAUCUUCUGAUGCGGCGGCGGCGGCGGCGGCGGAGGAGAGGAGGACGAUGAUGAGGAAGUCGAGGUCGGUGGCGGUGAUGUCGAACCCGCUCCCGCUCGGCGGCGGGGCCGCGUCGGCGAAGGGGAGGAGCUGGCAUUUCCCGAGCCCGAUGAAGGUGUUCCGGCAGUCGAAGAUGACGAAGGUGGUGGGCCAGGAGCGGUCGCCGUUGUACAGAGGUUGAAUCUUCGUUCAACAUUAAGUUGAUCAAAUCAUAUGAAACUCCUACAUAUAUAAUACGAGUUUUCCAAAGAUCGAUGCUGGUCGUUGCUGUAUUGUACCCGCGAUGCUAACAAAGACAUAGAUAUCGAAAUCCCCAAAGGCAAGGCAAUAACAUCUUCAUUUUCAUUUCA
Syzygium oleosum is the source of this 1036-nucleotide messenger RNA. RefSeq lists its product as uncharacterized. The record is from RefSeq and is a predicted model, not a curated record. The coding region runs from base 97 to 867 and encodes 256 amino acids. The transcript has 2 exons. Lineage: Eukaryota; Viridiplantae; Streptophyta; Magnoliopsida; Myrtales; Myrtaceae.